UAUCUCUAUGCCGCCUGCGAGCACGGCAUGUCCCAAUGAUUCGAAUGGUGGUGAGGAGAAUGAUGACAAUGGUGAUGAGAAUGAUGACAAUGAUGAUGAGAAUGAUGACAAUGGUGAUGAGAAUGAUGACAAUGGUGAUGAGAACGAUGAUGAGAAUGAUGAGAAUGAUGAUGAGAAUGAUGACAAUGAUGAUGAGAAUGAUGACAAUGAUGAUGAGCAUGAUGACAAUGGUGAUGAGAAUGAUGAGAAUGGUGAUGAGAAUGAUGAGAAUGGUGAUGAGAAUGAUGACGAUGACGAUGAUGAUGACGCAAGCAACUUACCCAAGUAUGUGUAGCGAACAUGCCCAUUUUCAGAGUAGU
Messenger RNA from Closterium sp. NIES-67, 359 nucleotides. The record is from the annotation of a GenBank genome assembly. Lineage: Eukaryota; Viridiplantae; Streptophyta; Zygnematophyceae; Desmidiales; Closteriaceae.